CGUCGAGGGAAAAAGGUUUAAGAAAAGGCCAAAAAAGCUUAAGCUGCAACAAGUAAAGUGGUCUAGUCGACAGACCGAAGAAACUCAUCAAAGUAAUACUAGUAAAAUUUGUGGAUUUGAUUGAAAAUCAUAAGCCCUGUUUUGUUUCUUACUAGUUGAUCAUACAUACAUACAUAUCGAAACAAGUUAAGUUAUAGAGAGGGAUGGAGCUUCAGAAUACAGUGAAAGAAGCCCUAAAUGCACUCUACCAUCAUCCCGAUGAUUCUAUUCGAUUGCAGGCCGAUCGUUGGCUCCAGGACUUUCAACGCACUCUCGAUGCUUGGCAGGUAGCUGAUAAUCUACUUCAUGACAGUAGUAGUAAUCUGGAGACCCUGAUAUUUUGUUCUCAAACAUUGAAAAGCAAGGUCCAACGGGAUUUUGAAGAAUUACCCUCUGAAGCUUUCCGUCCUCUUCGAGAUUCAUUAAAUAGCUUGUUAAAAACUUUUUCGAAGGGCCCACCAAAAGUUAGAACCCAGAUUAGUCUUGCUGUUGCUGCUUUGGCUGUUCAUGUCCCUGCAGAAGAUUGGGGCGGUGGUGGUAUUGUAAUCUGGCUCAGGGAUGAGAUAAAUACUCAUCAUGAAGUCAUACCAAGUUUUCUAGAACUACUCAAAGUCCUACCGGAGGAAAUUUUCAACUAUAAGAUAGCUGCUCGUCCUGAUAGGCGUCGACAAUUUGAAAAAGAACUGGCUGCUGCGAUCGAGGUUGCUCUUAGCAUCCUGACUGCUUGCUUGAAGAUCAAUGAAUUUAAGGAGCAGGUUUUAGAGGCAUUUGCCUCUUGGCUUCGGCUAAGGCACAGAAUCCCUCCGUCUACACUUGCUUCACAUCCAUUGGUGCUAGAAUCUCUCUCUAGUUUGAAUUCUGACUACCUAUCUGAGGCACCCGUCAAUGUCAUAUCCGAAUUGAUUCAUUACACGGCUGCAAGGAACCUAGAUGGAAUAUCUGCACAGAUGCCCUUAAUUCAAGUUCUUGUGCCACAAGUGAUGAAUCUUAAGUCACAACUUAGAGAUCCUGAAAAGGAUGAGGAAGAUAUAAAGGCCAUUGCUCGUUUAUUUGCAGACUUGGGUGAUUCAUAUGUUGAACUAAUUGCAACCGGAUCAAAUGAUUCAAUGUUGAUAGUGCAUGCUCUACUAGAAGUUACUUCACAUCCGGAAUAUGAUAUUGCUUCAAUGACUUUUAACUUCUGGCACAAUCUUCAAAUUAGCUUGAUCGAAAGGGAUUCUUAUUUAUUUCUUGGAACUGAAGCUUUAGUUGAAGCAGAGAGAAACCGUCGGCUGCAAUUUUUCCGUUCAUCAUAUGAGUCGCUUGUAUCCUUGGUUAGCUUCAGAGUUCAGUUUCCCCUUGAUUAUUCAGAUCUUUCGAAGGAGGACCAAAUGGAUUUCAAACAGACAAGAUAUGCGGUUGCGGAUGUCUUAAUUGAUGCUGCGCUAGUUUUAGGAGGAGAGGCGACACUGAAAAUUUUGUACGUGAAGCUUGUUGAGGCUGUAAAUAGCUGUCUUAACGUUGAAAGUAGUGACUGGCGUCCUGCAGAGGCUGCUUUAUAUUGUAUCCGGGCUAUAUCGGAUUAUGUUUCUUUUGAUGAAGCUGAAUUCAUGCCCCAGAUAAUGGCUUUGCUACCUAAACUUCAAAAUCAGCCUCAACUACUCCAUACAGUAUGCCUAACAGUUGGUGCUUAUUCGAAAUGGCUUGACACUGCUCCCAAUGGAAUGUCAUUUAUUCCCUCUGUCAUAGAAGUUCUUGUCAAUGGCAUGAGUGUAUCUGAAGAUUCUGCAGCGGCUGCAUCUCUGGCAUUCAGGCAUAUCUGUGAUGACUGUGGGAAAAAACUUUGUGGAUCCUUAGAUCAUCUCUUCCAAAUAUACCAAAGGGCAGUGGUCGGAGAAGGUACAUUCAAAUUUUCCGCUGAAGACUCAUUGCACGUGGUUGAAGCUUUGAGUAUGGUUAUUACAGAACUUCCUGCGGACCAGGCUAAGAAAGCCCUCGAGGCAUUGUGCAUGCCAGCAGUUAUCCCAUUACAGGAGAUCAUUAAUCACGGGCCUGAAGUACUGGGGCAAAAACCUUCUCGUGAAGUAACAGUCCACAUAGAUCGGCUUGCAAAUAUUUUCAGAUAUGUGAAUCACGCGGAAGCCGUUGCUGAUGCUAUACAUAGGCUUUGGCCAAUCUUCAAAGCCAUAUUUGAUAUUCGUGCUUGGGACACACGGACAAUGGAAUCGCUUUGCCGGGCAUGCAAACAUGCUGUGAGAACUUCUAAAAUUUAUAUGGGGGUUACAGUUGGUGCAAUGUUGGAGGAGAUACAAGGAUUAUACAGCCAACAUCAUCAAUCCUGUUUCCUUUACCUCUCCAGUGAAGUUAUAAAGAUAUUUGGUUCGGACCCUUCUUGCGCAAGCUACUUGAAAAGUUUAAUUGAAUCGCUGUUCAGUCACACAACAUGUCUGCUUACUAGAAUUCAGGAUUUCACUUCCAGGCCAGACAUAGCGGAUGAUUGCUUUUUGCUGGCAUCAAGAUGCAUUCGCUAUUGUCCCCAGAUAUUUUUCCCCUCUGCGAUAUUUUCACCAUUAGUUGAUUGUUCCAUGAUUGGUGUUACCGUGCAGCACAGGGAAGCCUCCAAUUCAAUACUAAGUUUCUUAUCUGAUAUUUUCGAUCUUGGAAACUCUAGUGCGGGAAAACAAUACGUUUCAAUAAGGGAUAGUGUAAUAGUUCCUCGAGGAGGCACUCUGACCAGAAUUUUAAUCGCGUUAUUGACAGGAGCUCUACCAAGCUCAAGAUUAGAAACGGUAAUGUAUGCUUUACUCGCAUUAUCCCGAGCAUACGGCGAGAAAACUAUCGAAUGGGCAAAGGAGAGCGUUACUUUAAUUCCAUCAACUGCUGUUACAGAUAUGGAGAAGACAAAGUUUUUACAAGCACUGUCGAACGCAGCAUCUGGUGCUAAACUUGAUAUCAUUACUAUCCCUAUAGAAGAGCUGUCAGAAGUAUGCCGACGCAACAGGACAGUACAUGAGAUUGUUCAAGGAGUUUUGAGACCCCUUGAGCUGCAUAUAUAGGCGAUGUGUCAUAGUGGAAAGGCAUAUAUAUAGAAGGCCAGAUUUUUCUUGGGCGUGGUCUAUUCAAAUUAGUUAAUUAUCUUGUUGUGCAUUUGUUUUUAUUAUAUUUCCUCCAUCAGUUGUCAUCAUUAGUCAUUUCAGCAUUUUUUUUUUGUGGGGUGGGGGUUUAAGGUAGUUAGAUAGAUCCUAGCUGGAUUCACUCCAGUUAUAGUUGGGUUUUGGCGUUCGCCAUUCUUUGGACCUAGUGUCUUUGUGCUGGUCUGAUUUCUUCUUCUAUAUUUCACAUGUAUCGGUGAUUUGUAUCUGCACCAGUAACUAUACAGGAAAAGUUCAGCUAAAGAGUUAUGCAAACUACAAGUUAGACAA
Molecule: messenger RNA, 3440 nt
Organism: Daucus carota subsp. sativus
Lineage: Eukaryota; Viridiplantae; Streptophyta; Magnoliopsida; Apiales; Apiaceae
Product: transportin MOS14
Exons: 27
Coding region: 204-3074 (956 amino acids)
Biological process (GO): protein import into nucleus
Cellular component (GO): cytoplasm
Molecular function (GO): small GTPase binding
Source: RefSeq, a predicted model, not a curated record